AUGUCCGAUGAUGAGGGACUAAUUAUCGCAACAGACGAGCUUGUCUUUCUUGCACUUGAGACCUUGGAGCUGGACCCUUUAGUGCUGGAUACCUUGGUACUUAGUAUCAUAGUACUUGGUAUCUUGAUGCUCGAUACUUUGGUGUCCGAUGUCUUGGUACUUAAUGUCUUUGCACUUAAUAUUUUCGUACUUGAUGGCUGUGAACUGCUUAUAGCUGUAGAUAAGCUUGCCUUCAUUGAGCUUGAGAACCUGGUGCUCGACGCUUUGCUGCUCGAUGCCUUGGUAUUGGACGCUCGUGAGCUGCUUGAAGCAGUAGAUGUACUUGUCUUUCUCGAGCUUGAUGCCUUAGUACUCAACAGCUUGGUGCUCGUAGCAGUGAAUGAGCUUGAUGCCUUGGUGCUUGGUGGCAGUGAGCUGCCUCCAGUAGUAGAAGAGCUCGUCCUUCCGGAGCUUGUUGACUGCGAGUUUCUCGUAGCACUCAAUGAGCUGGACACCCUAGAACUUGAUGUUCUAGCGCUUAAUGACUUGUUGCCUGAUAUCUUGGACCUUGAUGACUGUGGGCUGCUCAUAGCAGUAGACGUGCUCUCCUUUCUUGAGCUUGGCCCCUUGGUGCUUGUAGCAGCAGAUACACUUUUAGUGAGUGAUAGCUGUGAGCUGCUAGCAGAAGUAGGUGAACUUGAUGCCUUGGCACUUGAUGUCUUCUUGCUCAACAUCUUGCUGCUUGGGCUGCUUAUGGCUGCAGACGUGCUGGCCUUUCUUGAGCUUGGUGCCUCGGUAUUCGUAGCAGUAGAUGAGCUUUUAGCGCGCGAUGGCUGUGAGCUGCUUGUGGAAAUUGAUGAGCUUGAUGCCUUGGUGCUUGACGUCUUCUUGACUGAUAACUGUGGGCUUCCUACGGCCGUAGACGUGUUUGCCUUUCCAGAAGUAAAUACCCUGGUACUCGUAGUAUCGAGUGAGCUUUCAGUGCGUGAUAGCUGUGAGCUUCUUACAGUGGUUGACGAGCUUGAUAUCUUGGUGUUUGUUAUCUUAUUGCUUGAUGCUUUAGUGCUUGAUAUCUUAGUACUCGACGGCUCUAAGCUGCUCGUAGCGGUAGACGAGCUUGACUUUCUUGAGCUUGAGGUCUGGGAGCUCCUGGAAGAAGUUGAUAAGCUUGAGGCCUUGUUGCUUGACAACGUGGUUUGUGAUGGCUUCGGACUACUUGUAGCGAUAGACGAGCUUGUCUUUCUUGAGCUCAAUAACUGUGAGCUGCUCGCAGCCGUAGUGGAGUUUGCCUUUCCUAAUCUCGAUACCUUGGUACUUGCAGAGGUAGAAGAGCUUUUUGUGCGCGAUACCUUGGGGGUGCUUUUAGUAGUUGAUGAGCCUAAUGAUUUGGUGCUUGACGCCUUAGUCCUUGGCAGCUGCGAGCUGGUCUUGGUUGAGCUGGGCUGGCGCGAGUUCGGGAAAGGAACAGCAGAACUUAGAUGUUGUGAGCUCUGUGACAAUGAUGAACUCAAAGACAUUCUUCUUGAUGACUGCGGAUUGUUCGUGGGCAUGGAAAAGCUGCUUUCAAGCGUAGACAGGCAAGAACCGGAAGUCAUGAGACUUGAUGACUUCAAGCUAUCCACAGGCACGGAUACACUACUUGUUGCCAUCUUUGAGCUUGCUUUCCUGGAGCUAAUUGGAAUAGAUGUGCUGGCCGGCAUCGACGAGCUAGACUCCUUCCUGCUUGAGAUAGAUACCCAGGAGCUCGGGGUUUUUGAACUUGAAGGUGUCAUAUUUGAUGACUAUGAGCUGGCUUUGCCUGGGCUCGGCUUCCGCGAGCUCGAGAGAGGUGCUGAGGAACUUAACGAUUGUGAACUCUUUGAUGCCACGGACGAGCUGGUAGGCGUCACACUUGAUACAUCCAGAACUGAUGAGCUUUCUGACAUUGAUGAACCUGAUUUCUGCGAGCUGGAAGGGGAUAGCGAGAAGGAAGAAGAAGUCGCACUGAACGACUUCGAACUGCUUUUCGGGAGAGAUGAGCUUUUUAUACUUGAAUUGGCGGGCAUUAAGGAGCUUGGUGUCUGCGAAGUUGAAGAAGAGCCCGGUUUUUGUGAGCUUACUGGUGUCUUUGAGGAAGCAAAAGAAUGCGCACUGGAUGAAGGAGAACUGCUUAAAGGCAUAGAAGAACUCUUCUUUCUAGAGCUUGGUUUCUGUGAGCUCCAUAAGACUGUCGAGCUUUGCUCCCCAGGGCUUGAUGAAUGUGAACUGCUCGCUGACAGAUAUGAGCUUGAACUGGCGAAAAUAGGGCUGUGUGAACUUGAUGGACUUGCUGAGCUUCAGAAAUCGAUUAUUUUCGUUGAGCUAACUGGUCUUGUCGAGCUCACCGGCUUCAAUGAGCUCGCUGGCAUCAAUGAGCUCAUAAGCGUUGAUGAGCUUGCUUUUGUCGAAGUAGUUGGUUUCGUUGAGGCAACUGGCGUCGUUGACAUAGUUCUGUUAGAGCUGCUAACCCUCAUCGACGAGCUAGCCACCGCAGAUGAGUUAACUUGCACUGAUAGGCUUGCUUUGGUGGAGCUAAUCGACUUCGUUAAGCUGAGCAGUAUUGGCGAGCUGGUUGUAAUCGAUGAGUUUGCCCCGCUAAAGCCAGUAUGCUGCGAACUUGAUGGUAUUGAUGAGCUCACUGGCACCGACGAGUUAACUGGGGCCGAUAAACUUGCUCUGCUGGAAGUUAUUGGGGCCUCUACGCUAGCAGGCGACGAGAAGCUCAAUAGUUUUUCCGAGCUUACUGAUAUUGAUGAGCCAAUUGACGUUGACGAGAUGACCGGUAUUGGUGAGCUCACCGACAUCGACAAGCUUAAUGUCCUUGACGAGUCCAACGACAUCGAUGAGUUAAUUAGCAUUGAUGAGCUCACAGGCGUCAGCGAGCUCGGGAGUUUUGCUGAGUUAACUGGCAAUGAUGAGCUCAAUGGUUUUGACGAGCUGCCUGAUGUCAAUGGGCUCGCUGCCGUUGAGGAGCUAGGCAGCAGGGAUGAGCUCACUAGUAUCGACGAGUUGCUAUGCAUCGACAAGCUCCCUGCUAUCGACGAGAUAACUGGCAUUGAGGAACUAGCUGGCAUUGAUGAGCUCACUGACAUCAAUGAGCUAACUGGUGUUGAGGACCUGAUUGGAACCGACGAUCUCACCGACAUCGACAAGAUGAGUGUUUUCGAGGAGUUUCCCGACGUCAACGAGCUAGCCGGCGUUGCCAAACUAACUGACAUCGACGCACUUGUUCCCUCAGAAUUAAUUGGUCUCCUUGAGCUGGGCUCUUGUACGCUGGAUGAAGCCGCAGAGGCGGACUGCUGA
This is a messenger RNA of Metarhizium robertsii ARSEF 23, 3300 nucleotides long. RefSeq lists its product as uncharacterized. The transcript has 7 exons. Lineage: Eukaryota; Fungi; Ascomycota; Sordariomycetes; Hypocreales; Clavicipitaceae. Bases 1 to 3300 code for a protein of 1099 amino acids. The record is from RefSeq and is a predicted model, not a curated record.